UCGCUCACAACACGCUGCACGGAACCAGGUUGGUCAGUCAGCUCCGGGCGCUGGAAGAGAGCAGGUACCACUACACAUUCUCUGCGUCCCUGUCAUGAGGGGUCAAGCGACUGUCAUGUCCUCGUGAGAAAACCGCCGGGUUGGAUACAAGUUCCACUGGCUUCGAGAAGGAACUUGGGUUGUUAUUUAUGAUUCUUGGCGAGAGAACUGGAUUGUUUAAGCGAAAUCUAAUAAAAGAAUGACAGAAAAAGAAAAAAGAAAACAGACAAGAAAGUGAUAAAGACCAACUGUAUCCAUAUGAACAUAAACCACAAUUACAAAACGAGAAAAGAAAGAAAGAAGAAAAAGACAAAGUGUAGAAAGACGCGAACCAGGAAAAGAAAAAGAAAAAGAAAAUAAAGAAGAAGAAGAAGAAGAAGAAGAGAGACAUAGAUAGUUCGAUUAAAAACGAGAAACUAAAAAUGCUAAUAAACACGGGAAAAAUCCGACUGUUGAUUUUCUCGUGUGUGGCGCUUGGUUCUUGGUUCGUCGACGCCCAAGAUGCCAGAGUGUCUUCGAGGCGGUCCAAGGAGGGGGACGUGGCGGCCAAGUACGGGAUUCCAAGGAAGACAUCUCGGCCGAUAUUCCUCCAGGUGGCUGUACAACGAGUCGAUCUCCACAUCUCAUCCAAGCUACAUCGUUGUGGCUCCUCGACUCGCGCGCCCAUCGACGGUGUACAGAAUAGUCGUGGGCGUUUUCACAGGAGACGAACCCGUCGACGUUUCCGCCCACAUGUACUCUCAGUCUGACCAGCUCUUGCCCGCCCACGCCCGAGUCACGCCCGGUGACACACAGGAGCUGCUUAUCAAGAUUCCCGACUCGAGCGUGGCCGGGAGCUACACGCUAUCCGUAGAGGGCCGACGAAACCACGCCCUCGUCUUCCGAAACUCCUCCCACGUCUCCGUUGACUCCGCCUUCCUCAGCAUCCUCAUCCACCUGUCGAGACCUUGCUUCACGGGAGGGCAGGAAGUUGGUAUCCGUGUCGUGAUGCUGACGACGGAACUCACACCUUAUGAAGAACCCAUCGACGUUUUAAUAUCGGAUCCCCAGGGCAAUAUCGUGAAGCGUUGGAUCUCCAGAGCUGCAAAUGUGGGUGUUGUAUCGGUGACGUUCGAGUUGCCAGAGCUGCCGCCAGAGGGAUGGUGGAGCGUGAGGGUCAUAGCCAGAGGACAGAGAGAAGAGAAAAAAUUCCUCGUCCACAAAAUUUAUGAACCGCUUUUCGAGGUUUUCGUCGAGAUGCCCUACUACGGCCUAGCAGACGCAGAGGAGAUCGAGGGCACCGUGACAGGCAGCUACCUCAGCGACAAACCCGUGUCAGGGAAUGCGAGUCUCACCCUCUACGUGAAACAGCCUUGGACGCUUCCCGAUGCUCACUUCAAGAGGGUCUCGUCGCAGUAUUUUGAAUAUGUGGACGUCGAGGAGGACUUCGCCUUCCCCAUGGAGUCUCUGCUGGACCACGUGGAGCAGCUGGAGGGCGCUGAGGUGAAGGUGGAGUGCGAAUUCCAUGACGUUUUCACCUGGAUUGAAGCUAAGGGGAGCUCCAGAAUGCGUAUUAUCGCGAACCGCGUUCACCUCACUUUCGUGGGUUCUCCGCCUUUCGUCUUUCGCCCAGGGAUGCCUUUCCAUGCCACGGUGUCAGCCAGGUAUGUCGACGGGGAGCCCCUCGAGGCGGAGCGGCUGGCGGAUUCCUCGCUGGUCGUCACCGCAACAGUUACCUCCAAGAACGGCGGGUCCUACGCGCUCCCGCAGGUCGUCGUACCCUCAGCCACGACUACCCUUCACGACCGGGAGGAAGCCAUUGCGACGCUGCGGGAGGCCUUGGAUAAUAACCUGGCGGUGCAGGAUGGCGAAUACAGGACGGAGGCCGAGAUUCCCGACCUGCUGGACUACUUCGCCGGCGAUAACGUUUUCGCGGAAUACAGGGAGAGGGGCAUCUUUAGAUUCCAAGUGAACCCUCCAUCGGACGCCGUCAGCCUCUCCCUCGACGUCGUCUACAGCGACAGCGACUACCAGGGCGCCGCCUCCGCCCAGGCCAACGCUCAUUACUCGCCAGAGGACAAGUACAUACAGGUGACGUCCAGCACACACGAGGCAAAGGUGGGAGAAUUCGCCGUUUUUCACGUCAGGACGAACUUCCAGGCAGAGAAUUUCGUGUAUAUGAUAAUCUCCAAGGGCGUGGUGAUUCACUCGUCUAAGGAAGUGACCGGCGGGGACAACGUAGUGACCCUCAGUACGGCGGUGGGGCGUGCAAUGGCUCCUCGAUUCACCAUCUUCGUUUACAGUGUCACAGGGCACGGGCAUGUCGUGGCGGAUUCGAUCUCUUUGCCCGUCCAAGUGCUGGCUGAUACGAAGGUACAUUUAUCGACGAACCAACAUAAGGACCACAGCAAGAAGACGGUAGAGCUAGUGGUAGGCGCGCCCCCCGGUUCCUUCUACGCUCUCACCUGCCAGCGGUCUUUAAACUUCAAUAAGCAACAUCCAAAUGCUCUCUCGCACGCCCGCAUUGUCGAUAAAAUGUUUGCACUCGAGCCAACGCGCAGAUCUCUCCAUUCGGUCUUACACAAAUCCCGCGAAGGGGAGUUCGCAGACCGCCUAGUGAGUCUGCCAUCGCCUAGCUAUGGCCAAGAUGUCCUGGCAGCCUUUCAGGACGCUGCACUAAUUGUUCUGACAGACAUCAAACUUCAGCUCACUCCCGGAAACGUUGGCUCCUGCAAUCUUACAAGGGGGUUCCUGGAAUGCGGAGAUGGAACCUGCUUCCGGCACCGCCAACUCUGUGACGGCAAAGCUCAGUGUGCUAACCAGGUCGACGAAAUUGGAUGCAAGCCUCUGUAUCAAGACUUCCCUCCUGAUCACAGUCAAAAACAAAAUCACCUGAGCCUCGACUCGGACUCCCUCUUCAGGCUGCUUCGCGGGGGACUCAUCCUCGACGUCUUCGACACGGACGACGUCGACUGGUGCAACGGGGAGCUCUGGAUAGGUCAUCGCGGACAGGAGGAAGUGGAGCGCGAGAUCGCCAAGACGGCCGAGGAGUGGGUCCUCGAGGCCUACGCACUCCACCCCGAGCACGGCCUGUCCUUCACUACUCAGCCGAUAUUCUUUACCGGCGAUCCUCCGUUCUACAUCUUAGCGGAGGCUCCGUCAGUGUGCAGAAGGGGAGAACAGAUUUCCAUCCGCGUGUUAGUGCACAACAUGCUGGAGACGACGGUGCAGGCGCUGCUGCUCGUGCACGACAGCGACGACUACCGCUUCGUCCACGUGGAGAGCAAGGGCCGAGUGUCUCACUUCCACCCCAGGACGUCCAGAGGGCAGCACCAGCACCUGCUCUUUAUACCCGGAGGGAGCAGUAAAGAGGUGGUCUUUCCUCUGGCCGUCGUCAAGGAGUCUGGCGCGAUGGAGGUGACGGUGGAGGCCGUGUCGCAAGUGCGGAGGGACUCGGAGACGUUGGAAAUCGAAGUGAAGCCCGAGGGUGUGCCGGUCAGAAAGCACACGUCCCUCGUGCUCGACCUGAGGAACAGGGCCCUCGUCUACGAAUUCUUGGAUGUUGCCAUCGACGAGAGUCCCAUCAUUCCUUUCAGCAUCUUCAGGAGGUUCCUGUACGGAUCCCCCGCCGGCAGGAUAUCCAUUUCAGGGGAUGUGUUCGGCCCCAUUCUGGAGGGCAUCUCCGUCGACCACACGGAGGUGUUCGGGGGCCGCCAUCUGCGCAGCACCGACGGGGUGGCUUUCAAUUUCGGAGCCACGCUGUGGACGCUGCACUACUUGAGGCUCACGAAUCAGUUGGAUAUGACAGAGGCAAAGGACUCCUUCGAAUACCUGACGGUGCAGCUCGCGGGUCUUAUGUGGCGCUGUCGAGAAGGUGGAUUUAGCAUGUGGGCUUUCACUCCGCCAAAUGUUUGGGUGACCGCACGAGUGCUAAAUAUACUUCUGGCAGCCCAACAUGAAGAUUGGGAGAAUCUGUUAUAUAUUGACCCGCGAAUCAUCAGGAAAGGUGUAGUGUUCCUGCUUCGCCACCAGAUGGCAGAUGGCGGCUUCAAGGAGGAGGGCUCUCGUGCGCUGGACAGCAAGGCCAAGAAGACAGGCAAGUCAUCUUCAGUACCUCUUACAGCAUUGGUUUUUCUCGUCCUGCACAAAGGUCUUGCCAGUCUCCAAGGCAGCACUCGCGACCACGCUAUUCGUGGACGAGCUCGAGCCGUCAGAUUUUUAGAGAGUCAGUUAGUGCAUCUGAACGACAGUUACCACGUGGCGUUGACUGCACAUGCGUUGACUCUCAUGGGAAGUUCUCUGGCGAAUGCUGCAGCCGGGAAGCUGGAGGCCAUGAUGCUGACUGAUGGUGGAAUGACCUACUGGUCGCGCACCCGCAUGAAGGCACACACACGCCGCCAGGAGACAAGCCAAAGGGCCUUCCUGCUUCCCCGAGAGCUCCAAGAAUGGGAUUCACACGCCGUCGAGAGCACAAGCUACGCGCUCCUGGUAUUCUUGGCCCGCGAAGGCGUCACGUCCACCACAGAGCGAAUCAUGCGAUGGCUCAACGCUGUGAGAGACUGGGAUCGGGCGUUCAUGUCCACUGUUGAUACGGUGGUGGCCAUGGAAGCGCUGGCAGAAUACGCCUUCAUCGCUCGACUUCGUGACUUGACAGAGAUCGAAUGCACGCUCGAUGUGACGUCAGAAGAAACUCAGUCUGUCCACCUCUCUAUCAGUAACGUUUCAACGGCGUCGUAUCACACCUUUGAACUGGAAAACGUGUGGGGCCACAUCAACCUCCUCGCCAAGGGCUCGGGUCAGGCGGUGGCUCAGCUGGACGUCUCUUGGGGCGUCGACGUCCUUAGGUUCAUCGAACAGCCGCACAAGAAGUACUUCGACCUCAACGUCGUCGAGAGAUACCACCAGUUCAGAAACAAGUCGCUCAUCACCACCACUGUUUGCGCGCAAUGGUUAGCUACAGAAGACAGUCACACAAGCCACGCCGCACUGGUGGAAAUCGAAAUUCCAACCGGUUAUAUAUUCUUCCAACCCAUUGCUGAAGUUACCGCUUUAGGAAUCAAAGAAAAUGGUACCUUUCCGGAAAUCCGAAAUGUCCAUACGACGAACACUCACGUCUUCUGGCAGUUUGAAUACAUACCAUCGACCAAGAAGCAGUGUUUCAGCUACGACAUCCAGCGCUGGUAUCCCGCAGCUAAUCUGACAGCUGUUCGCUCUGCCACGAUAAUGGAAUUAUUUGCUCCAGAACACUUCGAGAUGGUGAUGAUUAACGCAACGCCCCUCGCCCUUUUGGACAUCUGCGAAGUCUGUGGUUCAUAUCAGUGUCCGUACUGCCCCAUAUACAGUGGUCGUUCAACCUGUGUUUGCGCGGUGUUCUAUCUCUAUGUGGUGUCUCUCAUGAUCGUUCUGUCAGUGUAUCUUAGGAGCGAUGUGGUGUUAUAGCACUGAUUGUUGCAGUGUUUUUUUGAUUUUGAAUGUGCCAUGAUUUUUUAAAAUUUUCAUAAGAUAUAUUUUAGAUAUGCUGUAUACUUUCUUUUUUUAAGAUGAAAUUACGAGUUUAUUAUUAAUGUUAUCAUUUUGUACUUUUGUGUUAUUCAAAAUUAUAAUAGCAAAGGCUGCAAUGGUGCUAGCAAUAAUGGUAGCAACAGCAAUAAACAAAAAUGAUAACAGUGACAGUAAUGCCUCAAACAAUUUAUGUUUUAGUACCAGAUAAAACAACAAGAAAAUCAUUAAGAGGCAUACAUGGCAUAUUUGUUAUAUAUCAUUAUACAGUAAGACACAACGUUAUCGAUUUUGAUAUUUGCAUUUAUCAUAACUAUUUUAUCGCGAAUGCCCAAAUGCAUAUACAAAUUAAUUAUACGUGAGGGUAUAAUGCGAUUUUCAACGAACCCAGAGGCAUCAUUUGUCCUUAUAUCCCAAAUGAAAACAUUUGCAGUCAUUCGUCAUAUACAAAUACAUACACAGAAAUGUACAUAUGCACGAGCCCACACCUUCACCACAAACACAACCUCAUCUACAAAUCUCACUCUCUGACUGUGAUGUACCUUAAGUGGAUUUUCCCAUUUCAUUCACUGGAGAUCUAACAUGAUCAUGAUGCUGUAAGGUAAGAUAAGAUAUAAACUUAGUUGCUUCAUUUGCAUUUCGAAUUGAAAUUUGAAUAUAAGAAUGAUUCUAUAUACGUUUGCAUAAGCUAAAUAACAUUUUCAUAUACCUCUUUUGCAUCCUAAGUGUUAUACUAAUUACUGUAUGUCUUAAACUGCUCAUGUUUUCAGUGAAAAGCAGUUCAGUGUUUAGUUACCAGAUCAAAGCAAUCAGGAGUAUCAUUAUUUUCAUUGUCUUCAUUAAUGCCCACUUCAGUGGUAUAAGUUCAAAAAUCCAUAUUAUGUCGAAAUGAAGUAUCAUUUGUGAAAGGGCGUCUCAUAUAUCGUCGGGUAUUCCUUACUGUUCCCAAACAGAGCCAGUCAGCAUGUUACAUGACCAACAAACCAGUGUACCAAAUGCAAGGUCUGUAUUCAAAAACGUGUAUUAUUCCUGGAAGCUGAUAUUAUUAUUAUUUUUAAAUCAGCGAAAUAUUUAACCAGGAUGAAAAAAAUACGUAAUGAUAAUCACGUCGUUCAUGCCUUGUAUAUGUAUAUAGAGGGCAUGUUCUAUAUGCCUUGUCUGUUUUACUGUAGAUUUCCAAAGCCUAAACCUUCGCUCUCUAUUAGCCCACAUUGGGAGGCGCUUAUUAUGUAAGUGUAAUUUCUUCUGCUGGAAAUGUGUGUGUUGGUCUUUCAUUAGUAUAAGAAUAAUGUUUAUAACCCAUGUGGACUGUACUUUUAUAUUUUGUUACAGGUGUAUAAAUCUAUUUUUUCCCCAGCGAUGAUGAUAGAUAAUAAAAUUCGUAACACAUUCA
Molecule: messenger RNA, 6910 nt
Organism: Penaeus monodon (black tiger shrimp)
Lineage: Eukaryota; Metazoa; Arthropoda; Malacostraca; Decapoda; Penaeidae
Product: CD109 antigen-like
Exons: 36
Coding region: 541-5457 (1638 amino acids)
Cellular component (GO): extracellular region
Molecular function (GO): endopeptidase inhibitor activity; protein binding
Source: RefSeq, a predicted model, not a curated record